AUGAUAGAGCCAAUGGUUGAGCUCAACAAUUCCGUGGCCAUGACUUCUGGCCAAAAGUGUCUGAGCGAUGGGUUGGACAGGUUUGCCGAGCAGUUCCUGUCCUUGUUUUAUAUCAUCUCUCCGAUGGAGACCACACGCGAUGACCCCUAUCUGGUGCCCGACUAUGAAGUGGCCUUGAUACCAGCGAUUGGUCUUCUGUUGGUCAUCGAACAGGUCAUCCGAUUCUUCCAACGAAAACAAUUGUCCAGAUUUCCAGAUCUGGUCAUCAAUACGGGUUCGGCCCUCAUAUUUACAUUAGCCCGGGUAUUUCUACUGAGCCUGGUCAUCACAAUAUUCACGUGGCUCUACACCAACUACCGAGUGGUAGACCUGCCCCUGCAUUCUGUGUGGACAUGGGUUUUAUCAUUACUAUUGGUAGAGUUUGUCUACUACUGGACUCAUCGGGCGCUCCACGAGUUCAACAUACUAUGGGCUGCCCAUCAGUUCCACCACAUGGCCGAAGACGUCAACAUUACCACAACCAUCCGGGACUCGAUCGUCGAUUUGGUUAUAUAUGAUAUAUUCCCACUCCCAUUGGCCAUCAUAAUCCCGCCGCCCAUACUUGUGGUGCACAUUCAGUUCAGUCUAAUCUAUCAAAUCUGGUUACACAACGAAGUGAUCGGUAAUCUCGGGCCCAUUGAGUACAUAAUCAAUACUCCCCGUCAGCAUCGGGUACAUCACGGCAAGAAUCCCUACUGUAUUGACAAGAACUACGGGGCGCUCAUCAUGGUAUGGGACCGACUAUUUGGCACCCAUCAGACAGAACAGGACCCCAUUGUGUUCGGUGUGGUGUCGCCGGUGCCCAAGACCUUUGACUCCAUGACCCUUCAGUUUGGUUACUAUCGCGACAUUUGGCACAAGUUUAAUACGGUUGAAGGCGUGGGCAAUAAGCUGUCGGCCCUGUUUAAGGGUCCGGGUUGGAUGCCCGGCAAACCCCGGUUGGGAUUGAUAUCCGAUGUGCCCGAACCGGACCGCAGUCUCCCGAAGUACAGUCACGACCCGUAUAUACCGUUUUGGAAAAUGGUUUACAUCGGCUUUCACGGGGCGUUUGUUGUAUUGGGUUUCUAUCUUCUCGCCGACCAUCCAUUCAUUCGAUUUUCGCCGAUGAAAGGCCUGAUUGGCAUGUUUUACAUCAUAUUCCUGUUGACGGCUUUCGGUGCUAUAUUUGAUAACAGAAAAUGGGCGCCAAUACUGGAAAUCAUGCGAUGUCUAGUGUUUUACGCGUUUGACUACUACCUGAUAACACCCGUCCACUCGACUCUCGGCCACAACGAGUACUUCGUGUUGAGUAUAACCCUAUGGACAGUACGGACGGCACACAUGGUGUCCAUCCUUUGGUGGUUAGUCUAUAUGAUUGUCGAUUACGUCCGACGGGAAGAUCGGGACAACGGAUCCGAUUAUAUGAUGGCAUCCAAUGGCGAGAAAGACGUCGAGUCGGACACCUCCUCAAUGAUAGCCCGCAAUAAAUGCCAGAAUAUAUUCAUUAUAUUU
Medioppia subpectinata is the source of this 1530-nucleotide messenger RNA. Lineage: Eukaryota; Metazoa; Arthropoda; Arachnida; Sarcoptiformes; Oppiidae. The record is from the annotation of a GenBank genome assembly.